Mesitornis unicolor (brown roatelo) is the source of this 831-nucleotide messenger RNA. RefSeq names its product kelch repeat and BTB domain-containing protein 11-like. The transcript has a single exon. NCBI's taxonomy places the organism in Eukaryota, Metazoa, Chordata, Aves, Mesitornithiformes, Mesitornithidae. Bases 1 to 831 code for a protein of 276 amino acids. Gene Ontology annotation, molecular function: protein binding. The record is from RefSeq and is a predicted model, not a curated record.
AUGUGCGUCCUCCACAACUACCUCUUUCUAGCAGGGGGCAUUGCAUCAGGCGGUGAGCCCCGGGCCCGCCUUUCCGACAAGGUCUUCUGCUACAACCCCCUCACCGACACCUGGAGCCAGGUGCGGCCGCUGGCUCAGCCCCGCUCGCAGCUCAAGCUGCUGGCCCUGGACGGUUACCUGUAUGCGGUGGGGGGUGAGUGCCUCUUCACCGUGGAGAGGUAUGACCCACGGGCUGACCGCUGGAGCCCUGUGGCACCCCUACCCAAGGGUGCCUUCGCCGUGGCUCACGAGGCCACCACCUGCAAUGGGGAGAUCUAUGUGUCGGGAGGCUCUCUCUUCUACCGCCUGCUCAAGUAUGACCCCAAGCGUGAUGAGUGGCAGGAGUGCCCUUACAACAGCAGCCGCCGGCGCUCUGCUGAUAUGGUGGCCUUCAAGAGCUUCAUCUACCGCUUUGAUGUGAGCAGCGGCCGCAGUGGGGAGCAGGGCCCAGGUGGCGGAACUGGUGGUGGUGUCGAAGUUUUCCGGUACAACACAGUGGCCAAGUGCUGGAGCCAGUGUGCCAGCUUGCGGCCCAGCGGCGGCAGCCCCAUCCAGCCUUUCCGCUGUGCUCCCUUGGGCAAUACCAUCUACUGCGUCAACCGGACUGGCACCCUCCGCUUCAGCCUAGCUCUGGACAGCGAGGUGGAAGCAGAUGGCGGGCUCAAGGGCACCUUUGACAGGGAGCUUCUUAAAGCUCCCUUGGAUGCCAAGGGUGUCCUCCUACCCUUUGUGCUCACCCUGCCCGAGAGGCUGGAGAAAACAGGCGACCAGGAGGAUUCCCUCCCACUGUGA